Messenger RNA from Didymodactylos carnosus, 1309 nucleotides. The record is from the annotation of a GenBank genome assembly. Lineage: Eukaryota; Metazoa; Rotifera; Eurotatoria; Philodinida; Philodinidae.
AUGAUGGAAGCGUCCGCAGUGAAUGGAGCGACUAGCUAUUCAGGAGAUACCUCAGAAAUAACAUUAUCACCGACUCCAGAAAACAUUCAGUCCUCGAUGACAGACAAAAAAAAAAUGAAAGACUCAAAUGGGAUGGUUGAAUCGAUUACAAAUCAAGUGUCACCAAUGAAUAAUUUUCCGUUAUUUAUGAGUCUUACACUUCGAUCUCUUGGAAUCAUAUUUGGCGAUAUUGGUACAUCACCGCUUUACGUUGUUAAUACAGUAUUUGCAAAUGUUAAAGAACCAAAUGAACAGCAAUGUGUGGGUAUAAUUAGUUUAAUAAUAUGGAAUUUAAUUGUCGUUGUUUCAAUAAAAUAUGCUAUUUUUAUUUUAAUGGCUGAUAAUAGAGGCGAAGGUGGUACAUUUGCACUCUGUGGAUUACUGACCGGUGAAUCAGGUCCAUUUCGUACAAGAGCAAAAAAGGUGGUAGCAAUAAUAUCAAUUUUAGCAGCAUCGUUGUUAAUUGGUGAUGGUGCUCUCACGCCUGCUGUUUCUGUUCUUAGUGCAGUCGAAGGUCUAGCUGUAUCUACUCCAAAUUUACAAAAAUGGGUUCUUCCAAUCACUAUUGUUAUUAUCAUUUUACUCUUUUUGGCUCAACAAUAUGGUACGGGAAAAAUUGGUAUUCUUUUUGGUCCAAUUAUGGUGAUAUGGUUUUUAACAUUAUUCAGUAUUGGUGUUUGGCGUAUUACUUUUCAUCCAAAAAUUUUAAGAGCAUUUAAUCCAUUCGAAGCAUUACAUUAUUUGAUCCGAGAGAAAAAAACUGGUUUCUUGCAAAUUAGUAGCGUGUUCUUAUCUGUCACAGGUUUAGAAGCAUUAUAUGCUGAUCUGGGACAUUUUGGAAGGUGGCCUGUUAGAACGAGUUGGUUUCUUGUUGUACUGCCAUCUGUUACAGUAAAUUAUCUGGGUCAAGGCGCUUUACUAGCAAUAAAUCCAACAUUGAUUGCCAAUCCCUUUUACAAUGCUGCGCCCGCUUCUAGUCUUGGUUUUAUUCCACCUGUUCGAGUUCAUCACACCAGUAAACGAAUUAUUGGACAAAUUUAUGUACCCGCCAUCAAUUGGAUAUUAAUGCUUUUAACAUUAGCCGUAACGUUAUAUUUUCAACGUAGUUCAGACAUGACUCAUGCGUAUGGUGUUACUGUAUGUAGUGUAAUGGUAAUAACUACCGUAUUGUACAUGUGUGUGAUACGUUAUGCAUGGAAACGAUCAUGGAUAUUUGUUGUCCUGUUUGGAAUAUUUCUCAUUUUCGAUUGUAUCACAUUUAGCAGUAACC